This is a messenger RNA of Pisolithus orientalis, 867 nucleotides long. RefSeq lists its product as uncharacterized. The record is from RefSeq and is a predicted model, not a curated record. The coding region runs from base 1 to 867 and encodes 288 amino acids. The transcript has 4 exons. NCBI's taxonomy places the organism in Eukaryota, Fungi, Basidiomycota, Agaricomycetes, Boletales, Pisolithaceae.
AUGGAUGAGGUGGAUACUGAGCCACUUACUUCAGAGGUGCUCAAUGCAACUCUAGCAGAUGAUCCAAGUCCCAUAGAUGAAGCAGGCACUGAGCCACCUACAUUAGAGGUGCCAGGUGAAGCUCUAACAGAUGAUCCAAUCUCCAUGGAUAUGGAUGCCAAGCCAUUUACCCCUUCAGCUACAUGUCAUGAUCCCCUUGAUGGUGUUAGUGCACCUGUUGGACUGGACCAUGGACAUAUCAAGGAAAUGAGUUCACAUCUAGGUUCUACUGUCAAGCAGCCUGGAUUUUCUAACCUGCUGCAUUCUACAUUGAAGAGGCCCAGGUCUCCUACCCCACCAAUUGAACUUACUGGUACAGCAAAACAUGCAACCAGUCCCCAUCCCAUGAAGAAGAUGAAGACCAGUCAUGCUGUCUCCAGUAUGAGUUCUCAUGGACAACAACCCACCAUAAAGCCCCAUGUUGUCAGUCCCUCACAGGGGUCUAGGUCAAGAUUGGAACAGGAUUCCAUACACACUGGACAGGAUGCCAGAACUGAUCAUUCCAAUUGCAUUGAGAGCAUGGAGUCUUCAGCCCAACUUGGCCCCAUAAAGGAAGUUGAUGUGGAGGGGGGCCAGGCCAUCCACUCCUUCACUUUCAGAUUUCUGAUGCCCCAAAGGAUACUUAUGGGUGCAAUGGCAACACUACAUUUAGCUGGCCAAGAACAAAGUCAUGAAGCCAACACAAGUCCUCACACUGAACACAAUCCUGACCUGAAUGAUGGACCCUUUAGUAGCCUGCCACAUGAUGUUGGAUCUAAUGCUCAACAGAAUGAAUCCACCUCAAAUGGACUCAAACAAACCAUUCUCAUCUGCCUUGUCAACACCUAG